GAGCCAGUACUAUUCGAUGGGACAUUAUUUGAGAACAUUCGAAUGGGAUAUGAGCACGCCACUAUGGAAGAGGUCCAGGAAGCUUGUCGUAUUGCAAAUGCAGCCGAUUUUAUCAAACGACUUCCGGACGGAUACGGUACUCGCGUUGGAGAGCGUGGUGUACAACUAAGCGCCAUUGCUCGUGCAAUCAUUAAAAACCCGCGUAUACUUCUGCUCGAUGAGGCCACUAGUGCCCUGGAUCGCGAGGCGGAAGUCGAUUGA
Messenger RNA from Ostertagia ostertagi, 261 nucleotides. The record is from the annotation of a GenBank genome assembly. Lineage: Eukaryota; Metazoa; Nematoda; Chromadorea; Rhabditida; Trichostrongylidae.